AUGGCAUCAAAGGCCUUCUUCAAGUCCUUCCUCCCCUUCUACCGUUUCCUUGGCCGAAGGAUCUACAGCCCACUUUUCCCCAACAGAAGAAGUCCCCAUGGAUCCCACUUAAAGCUACAGAAGAGCCUCUCUAUGGAGCUCUCGGAACAAACACUGGUGUUUGAUGUGGAGGGAGGGCUCUUGAGGUCCUCCUCCACCUUUCCUUACUUCAUGCUUAUGGCCUUGGAGGGUGGAAGCUUCUUGAGGGGCCUUACCCUCUUGCUUUUAUGCCCUCUACUUUGUUGUCUGAGCCAUGAGGUGGGGCUUAGAUUGAUGGUCAUGGUGUGCUUCUUUGGGAUAAGGAAGGAGGGGUUGAGGGUUGGAAAGGCAGUACUUCCCAAGUUCUUCUUGGAGGAUGUGGGCUUGGAGGGUUUUGAAGUCUUGAGGAGGGGUAGAAGGAGAGUUUGUUGUACAAGCAUGCCAAGGAUCAUGGUGGAAGGGUUUCUCAAAGAUUACUUGGGGGUGGAGGUGGUAAUUGGGAGGGAGUUGAAGGAUUUUGGUGGGUAUUACACUGGACUAAUGGAGGAGGAGGGGAAGGUGGAGUUGGAAACGAAGGUGUUGUUUGGUGAAGAAGAUACGGGUGGAAGUGCCUUAGGGUUUGAAAGCUGCACCAGCUCUUCUCAGCACCACCUUUUCUCUCAUUGCAAGGAAGUCCACCUGGUAACUGAAGCUGAGAAGAGGAGCUGGCAUGUCUUACCCAGAGAACAAUACCUAAAGCCCCUGGUGUUCCAUGAUGGCAGAUUGGCCUUCAGGCCAACCCCAAUGAACACACUUUUCAUGCUCCUCUGGCUCCCCCUUGGUGUUCCCUUAUCCAUCCUUAGAUGCCUGGUCUUCUUCUUUCUGCCCUAUAGAAUAUCCAUCCCUAUAGAAGCCUUCUCUGGGAUAAGGUGCAGGAUCUUAGCUCCCCCAACCUCCAACACCGAACGCCAGCCCAGUGGUCGCGGUCACCUCUACGUCUGCAACCACCGGACCCUCCUCGACCCGGUCUUCAUCUCCGCCGCGCUCAACAAGAUCGUGACCGCCGUCACUUACAGCGUCAGCCCCAUCUCUGAAGCCUUGUCGCCGAUCAGAACGGCGAGACUGACCCGAAACAAAGAGGAGGACAAGAGAAAAAUGGAGAGGCUAUUGAACCAAGGAGACCUUGUGGUGUGCCCUGAAGGGACCACUUGCAGGGAACCUUACCUGCUGAGGUUCAGUCCACUGUUUACAGAGUUGGCAGAGGAGAUUAUCCCAGUGGCAUUGGUCACCAAGGUGAGCAUGUUUUAUGGCACCACAGCAGCUGGAUUCAAGUUCUUGGAUACCUUCUACUUCCUCGCAAAUCCGUGUCCGGGGUAUGACAUCGAGUUCCUGAAGAAGAUACCGACGCAUUCCGUUGGUGGAAAGAGUAGCAGCGGCUACGAAGUGGCCAACCAUGUACAGAGAACGCUUGGAAGUGCCCUGGGCUACGAGUGCACAAAUUUCACCAGGAAGGAGAAGUACCGAUUGCUUGCAGGCAACGACGGGAUCGUAAACACGAAGCCCAAAAGACAGUGAUACAGAAGUAUAAGAACCUCCGGAUCAUGUGAGAAUGAUGCUUGAAUAUAUCCUACUUAUUUUUGUUUGGAUGAAGAUCGAAGCUUGUAUCCCUCUUUUUUGUCUUUUUUUCCCUUCUGUGGGAAGCUUGUGUUCCUCCUUGGCGUUGUACUACCACAGACUUGUUUAAUUAUGGUACUCAUUCUUUGAUCUGAAAGGGAAAAAUGAAAAGAAGGGGACAAAUAUUGAUAACGCA
This is a messenger RNA of Elaeis guineensis (African oil palm), 1807 nucleotides long. RefSeq names its product probable glycerol-3-phosphate acyltransferase 3. NCBI's taxonomy places the organism in Eukaryota, Viridiplantae, Streptophyta, Magnoliopsida, Arecales, Arecaceae. The record is from RefSeq and is a predicted model, not a curated record. Gene Ontology annotation, molecular function: glycerol-3-phosphate 2-O-acyltransferase activity; phosphatase activity. Gene Ontology annotation, biological process: cutin biosynthetic process. Gene Ontology annotation, cellular component: membrane.